This is a messenger RNA of Stereum hirsutum FP-91666 SS1, 1070 nucleotides long. RefSeq lists its product as uncharacterized. NCBI's taxonomy places the organism in Eukaryota, Fungi, Basidiomycota, Agaricomycetes, Russulales, Stereaceae. The coding region runs from base 1 to 981 and encodes 326 amino acids. The record is from RefSeq and is a predicted model, not a curated record. The transcript is spliced from 2 exons. Gene Ontology annotation, molecular function: protein binding.
AUGCCUAGCAUCUCUACCGACCCUAAGGACGCAAACUUUCCUUUUGACAACCACGACGCGGAUAUCAUCCUCCAUACCAGCGAUUUCGUGGAUUUCUACGUCUACAAAAUCAUCCUUGCCCACGCUUCCCCAUUCUUCCGUACCAUGUUCAGUCUCCCCGGGCCUCAGACGCCCACCGUCUUCGAAUCGGGCAUCAAAGAAGUCGACGAUGAUCCACCCGCCGAACAGAGAUUCGGCAUACCCAUCAUUCUUCUUACAGAGGACUCCGAGACGUUGGAGGCGUUGUUGAGGGCUGUUUAUCCGGGGCUUCAGCCGAAGAUCGACGACCUCGACGAUGUUGCCCGUCUGCUACAGGUCUCCGAGAAAUACGAGAUCGAGGCGUUUCAUCCGAUGGCGCGCUUCAUACUCAAGGAACAAGUGGAGGAACACCCCAUCCACGCAUACUCCAUUGCCUGUCGCUUCGGAUUCAACGACGUCGCCAGCUGCGCAGCCAAGGCAUCUCUCCACGUCAGAUACACCGACAUCGUCACCUCUCGUGCUGGCCCUGUCUCUUUUAUGACUGUGCCACAGCAUCAACGCCUCCUGGAGUACCAUCACAGGUGUGGCGAGGCGGCGAGUCGGGUGGCGUCGUCUUACCAGUGGGUGCAGGAUUGUCGGGAGAAGUUCAACAGGUUCUGGAUUGGUCACACCGGCGGAUGCCAGGAGAGACACAAGUUCUAUUCGUCCGCCCAGGCAGGGGCGCAGCCAUCCCAGACGGUGGAGGCGCCGGCGUAUGUAUGGGACUAUCUGGCGAGGGCGGAGCGUGCGUUGAAGGAGUGGCCGAGUGCGUCGGUGGUGACCAGCAGGGACUUCAUAUUUGCUGCACAUGAGACCUGCAACCAGUGCAUCACGGACAGAAGGGCAUGCAUGGGGAUGUUGAGUCAAUCGCUGGCUGAAGCGGUCGACCUUGCUCUCAAUCAGGUGCCGCAUUUCAUGGCCUGACGCAUAAUUGUCUGUUGAAUCUCUUCUUCCGUUGUUUUCUUUCUCCAGCGACCUCAUUUUCUUGUUGUAACCUUCAUGACACUUACGAC